AUGAAGAACCAGACAGAAGUGAGCCAGUUUAUCUUACUAGGCUUGACAGAUCUCCAAGGACUGCAACCUUUUCUCUUUCUACUCUUUUUGAUGUUGUACCUCAUCAGUCUGCUAGGAAACAGUAUCAUUUUGUUUGCAGUGCUGACUGAAGCUCACCUCCACACACCCAUGUACUUCUUCCUCAGCAAUCUUUCGUGCCUGGACAUUUGCUAUGCUACAGUCACUGUGCCCAAGAUGCUGGCAGGCUUUAUAUCUGGACCUCAGUACAUUUCCUUCAGCGGAUGCCUAACUCAACUCCAUUUCUUCCACUUCACUGGAAGCAGUGAAGGUGUCCUUCUGGCUGUUAUGGCCUAUGACCGUUAUGUGGCUAUAUGCAAUCCUCUGCGUUACAUUGUUAUUAUGAACAAAUGCACAUGCCUAUUGCUUGCAGCAGCUUCUUGGGGCACUGGAUUCUGCCAUGCACUCAUGCACACUGUGAUGACCUCCCGGCUGCACUUCUGUGGCCCAAACCUUGUCGAGCACUUCUUUUGUGACAUCAAGCCACUGCUGAAGUUAGCUUGCAGUAGCAUCCAGCUCAACAUCAGCCUUCUCAAUACAGUCACUGGCUUAAUUGUCAUGAUCCCAUUCAUCCUCACACUCUUCUCCUACCUCUAUAUAAUAUCUUUUCUCCUUCUGAAGGUCAAGUCAAACAAAGCAAGAUGGAAAGCUUUCUCCACAUGCACAUCCCACCUCACAGUUGUGCAUUUGCUCUAUGUGCCUGUUUUAUUCAACUAUUUGCCUUCCUCGGGAGAUAUACCACUGUCGGACAUGAUAUCCACCCUCAUGUACAAUGUAGGUGUCUCAGUAUUAAAUCCCCUUAUUUAUACCCUGAGAAACAAGGAAAUGAAAUUAGCCAUAAGGAAAAUACUGGUAGCUUGUUGCUGUCAAAAGGUGAGAUGA
Messenger RNA from Podarcis muralis (Common wall lizard), 939 nucleotides. The record is from RefSeq and is a predicted model, not a curated record. Lineage: Eukaryota; Metazoa; Chordata; Lepidosauria; Squamata; Lacertidae.